Apis florea (little honeybee) is the source of this 841-nucleotide messenger RNA. RefSeq names its product peroxisomal biogenesis factor 11c (gene Pex11c). Gene Ontology annotation, cellular component: peroxisomal membrane. Lineage: Eukaryota; Metazoa; Arthropoda; Insecta; Hymenoptera; Apidae. Gene Ontology annotation, biological process: peroxisome fission. The record is from RefSeq and is a predicted model, not a curated record.
UCAUAUAUCAAAUUUAAAAAAUUAAAAUAUUUUUAAUAAAGAAAAAAAAAGAUCAAAUAAUUUACUGAAAAUUAUUUUCACAAUAUAAUUUGGCAUUCAAUCUUUACUAUAUUUUUAAAUAUAUUUAUAUAAAAAUGAAUAUUGCAUUAAUAUCAGAAUAUUUGGAAACAUAUCAAGGAAGAGACAAAUUUUUAAGAACAUUAUCUUAUAUGGCAAAAUUUGCCACAUUGGGUAUAUCUUCAAAUGAAACAAAUAAAAAGUUAAAAAUAUUUAGUAAUCAAAUAAAUGAAUGUAGAAUGAUUUUAAGAUUAUUAAAUGAUAUACCAAUGAUUCAUUAUGCUAUGAAAUAUGAAUGGGAAAAAGAGGAAUCAGAUUGGUUGAUCAGAUAUGCAGAGUUAAUACAGAUUUUAGUAGACAUCAUAUUUUGUCCAAUAGAACAUAUUUUUUGGGCAGGCAAACAUAAAUUAAUUAAAAUCAAUAACGAAAUAUGGGAUAAUGCUUCAACAUGGCUUUGGAUAAUAUCUCUGCAAUUGUCAUUAUUAAAGUCUUUGCGAAAAAUUAAAUUCAACAAUUAUAAAAUUCAUCUUAGUGAAAUUAACUAUAAUACAAGAUUAACUUUGAAGGUAAUAAACAAACAAAAGUGGAAUGAAUUAUUGACUUGUAUAAGAUUAAUAUUAGAUAUAAGUUACGCAGUUAAUUAUUUGCCAUCUGGUAUAUUAUGGGCUGGGCAGUUAAAAACUUGGCAUAUUGGACUACUUGGAUCCUUAUCAUCUUUAAUUGGUUUAUAUCAAACUUUCAACAAACAAGCAAAGCAUAAAAAUUUUUAAUAAUAACUAAAAAA